This is a messenger RNA of Populus trichocarpa (black cottonwood), 2355 nucleotides long. RefSeq names its product protein CYPRO4. Gene Ontology annotation, molecular function: protein binding. Gene Ontology annotation, cellular component: nucleus; cytoplasm. The transcript is spliced from 2 exons. NCBI's taxonomy places the organism in Eukaryota, Viridiplantae, Streptophyta, Magnoliopsida, Malpighiales, Salicaceae. The record is from RefSeq and is a predicted model, not a curated record. The coding region runs from base 201 to 2102 and encodes 633 amino acids.
GAAAUUUGAUGUCUUGAAUUUUGUUCCCACUGCAUUCGAUUCCUUGGUCUUCUAUAAAAUGCCCACAACUGCUCCAGCAGAUCAGCGCAACAAACUCCCACAACACUGAAAAUUCCAUAUCCAUUUUCUCCUCCCAACUAUUCCAAAUCCAAUCUCUUUUUCCAUAUUCACAGAUCCCAAGAAUUUAAGAACCGCAAGAAAUGGGUACCUAUCGCAGCCGUGAAGGCCAAGACUUAUCGUCAGACACAGAUUCAGAAUACCAAUCUGACGAAGAAGAACCCAUUUACGACUACGUAGAACGCCAGGAAACCCCACAAGCCACUUCCUCGUCAAAGAAAACCCUCGAUGAAAUCGAUUCCAAGCUCAAAUCCCUCAAACUCAAAUACCCUCCAAAUUCCCAAACUACCAUCAACCCCGUCAAGCUCUACCUUCAUAUCGGUGGCAACACGCCAAAUGCUAAAUGGGUCCUCUCUGACAAACGCACUUCUUAUAAAUUCAUAAAAAACAACGGCCCUGAUGAUUCCGAUUCUGAUCAUGAUGAAAGUCGAGGAGAUGGUGAUUCUUUUUGGGUUCUGAAAGUGGGGUCUAGAGUGAAAGCUAGGGUUUCUAUGGAAAUGCAAUUGAAAAUGUUUGGUGACCAAAGGAGAGUCGAUUUUGUCAAUAAGGGUGUGUGGGCUUUGAAGUUUUUUAGUGAUGAAGAGUAUAGAAAGUUUGUUAGUUUAUUUCAAGAUUGUUUGUUUGAAAAUGUUCAUGGGCUUAGUGCCACUGAAGAAAAUAAGUUGAAAAUUUAUUCUAAGGACUUUAUCGGGUGGUUUAAGCAUGAAAUAGCUGACGAUUCGAUGUGGGAAGAUGCGGUGGAGGAGGAGGAUAGUAAGAGUGGUAAGCAGCCAGUGCGUGUUGAUCAGGAUUUAUUGGAGGAGUUUGAGGAAGCGGCGAAUGGGGAUGUGCAAAGUUUGAGUUUAGGUGCUUUAGAUAAUAGUUUUUUGGUUAAUGAUUUGGGGGUUCAAGUUUUCAGGAAUUAUAGUAAAGGGAUUCAUGGGAAGGGUAUUUGUGUGAAGUUUGAUAGUAAUAGGAGUGGAGGGUCUAGUUUGGAGCAGUCUACGCCAAAGAAGGCAAUGUUAAUGAAGGCGGAGACAAAUAUGAUGUUAACAAGUCCAUUCAAGGAAGGGAAGCCACAUUCUACUGGGAUUAAACAGCUUGAUAUUGACACGGGGAAGAUCGUGACUGAGUGGAAGUUUGAGAAAGAUGGGACUGAUAUAACCAUGAGGGAUAUAACAAAUGAUACUAAAGGGUCGCAAUUGGAUCCGUCUGAGAGUACGUUUUUGGGGUUGGAUGAUAAUAGGUUGUGUCAAUGGGACAUGAGGGAUAAGAGAGGGAUAGUGCAGGAUGUUGUUAAGGGUGGCGAUUCACCUGUUUUGAAUUGGACUCAGGGGCACCAGUUUUCUAGAGGGACUAAUUUUCAGUGCUUUGCUAGUGCGGGUGAUGGGUCGAUAGUUGUCGGAUCGCGUGAUGGGAAGAUUAGGUUGUAUUCCAGGACAUCAAUGAGGCAGGCUAAGACAGCUUUUCCAGGGCUUGGUUCGCCAAUCACUCAUGUGGAUGUUACAUAUGAUGGGAAAUGGGUGUUGGGGACAACUGACACAUAUUUAAUCCUCAUUUGCACUCUGUUUACAGACAAGGAUGGAAAGACUAAGACUGGUUUUAGUGGUCGAAUGGGAAAUAAGAUACCAGCUCCAAGAUUGUUGAAGCUAACUCCUUUGGAUUCUCAUAUGGCUGGUGCGAGUAAUAAAUUUCAUGGUGGCCAUUUCUCAUGGGUCACUGAGAAUGGUAAACAAGAGCGUCACCUCGUCGCAACAGUGGGCAAAUUCAGCGUGAUAUGGGACUUCCAGCGUGUGAAGAACAGCGCUCAUGACUGCUACCGGAAUCAGCAAGGUCUCAAGAGCUGUUAUUGUUAUAAGACUGUGCUGAAGGACGAGUCUAUUGUAGAAAGCCGUUUCAUGCAUGACAAGUAUGCUGUUAGUGGCUCUCCGGAAGCUCCACUUGUGGUGGCAACCCCAAUGAAAGUCAGCUCUAUCAGCCUUUCUGGCAAACGAUCACGCGGCUGAAAAUGAACCAUCUUUGUCUAUUUGGCUGUUCUUUUCCUCUUGUGCAGCUCACUUCUGCUAUUUUCAGUUCAGUUUGUUUCAUUUUCCCCAUCUUCUAUCUGAGUGUGGCUUCUGCUUGUAUCUCGUGUGAAUCUUUACCUUUUUCUCACCGUUAGUUUUGUGAAUAGUUUAUUUCUUUAGGUGAAUGAAAGCAUGGCAGAGGGUUUCUUGCAAAUUGUGAUAUUAAUACAACCCUUUAAAUCUUGUUUAUAAA